GAUUAUCGUUGUUUUGAUAAAAUGGAUUUUGAUAAGAAACUCCAUGGGCAAGAAUAUCCCUUUCUGUGGGUUUAACAGAAUUUUUUUUUUUUCCUUCACUCAUGAGCUAAAACUCUGAAAUCUUUGCUAUUAUACCGUUUGAAUAAAAAAUUAAUACGGUGGUUUCAUUUACAUAUUUAAAUCGUGAUAGGAAUUAUAUUAAAUUGCCACGCAUAUGAAAUCAACGGUUAAACGGUGUCGUUGGAAAAUACGAUGAUGUUCUGCGAAGUUCUAACUAGAAGUUUCUUUUGCUUUGUUGAUUCAGGAGAGUGCCCAAUUAGAGAAAUAGACCAUGCCCAUGUUCCUGCACUUUCACCCUCAAAUUUGUCACCUUUCUGUUAUUUCUAGCUUGUUACAAGUAAAGAAGGGUUAUCGAAAAUGCAAAUGGUUUGUGUUUGUGGAGAAAAAUGUCGUUUUGACGCGCUCUCAUUCUUUGGUUCUUGUGUGUCGUUUCCAAGUACCAAUGUCUCGUUUGGCAUAUCCAGAAGCCACAAGUCCCGUGUAGUAUCCAUGGCUAUUAAGCGAAGCCCCAAACGUCUCAAAUACACUGCUGCUCCUCGCUUUAGCAAGGAGGGUGGUUUGAUGUACAUUGAAGCUGACCCAUCUGCUUCUGACUCUUGGAAAUUGGAACCAGUUGUCAAUCUCUUGAAAGAAGGGGCUGUUGGGGUCAUUCCUACUGAUACACUGUAUGCAAUUGUAUGUGACCUCAGAAGCCACUCAGCCAUUGAACGACUUCGUAGAAUCAAGAAUAUAGAAGCUUCAAAGCCUCUUAGCAUCUUAUGCCACUCAUUUCGGGACAUAGACAAGUACACAGCUGGAUUUCCACGCGGUGAUGGUCAAGGGCAUGCAAAUAUAUUCAAAGCUGUUAAACAUUACUUACCUGGCCCAUACACUUUCAUCCUAAUAGCAAGCAAAGAAUUACCUAAGCAAUGCAUAAGGUUUGGCACUUCUGCUGCCAAAUACGCAUCAAGAAAAAAUGUGGGUGUCCGUAUGCCUGACGAUGCCAUUUGUCAAGCUAUACUAAAGGAGAUGGAUGCACCAUUAAUAUGUACAAGCAUCAAGUUCCUGAAGGAAGAUGAGUGGAUGAUUGAUCCAGUUAUGAUAGCUGAUACAUAUGGACCGGAGGGUCUUGAUUUUGUUGUUGAUGGCGGUGUAAGAAUAGCCGAAGCAUCCACAGUGGUUGACAUGACGAAAAUGCCUCCCAAAGUCCUAAGACAAGGAAAGGGUCCUAUUUUACCUUGGAUGGUAGUGGAAGAUGAUGAGAAAACUGAUGUUGAAGAAGAUAUCAUCCCUGCUGGCAUUUGAAAGUUAAUCAUCCAUUUUGAUUGAAAAUUUAACAUCCGAAAUCCUGUUUAUGAAUUUUUGUUUAUGAGAACAUUGAGAACAAACUUCUAUUAUGCAACAAGGUAGAAAUUCUGUAUAUAAAAAACUCAUCUUCAGCCUCAUUUUACUUGAAAUGUAAGUCCUUUAUUUACAGAGUACUUUUAUGAGGAGCUAUGAAAGAUAAA
Molecule: messenger RNA, 1547 nt
Organism: Gastrolobium bilobum
Lineage: Eukaryota; Viridiplantae; Streptophyta; Magnoliopsida; Fabales; Fabaceae
Exons: 9
Coding region: 418-1344 (308 amino acids)
Molecular function (GO): double-stranded RNA binding
Source: RefSeq, a predicted model, not a curated record